Molecule: messenger RNA, 3160 nt
Organism: Ceraceosorus bombacis
Lineage: Eukaryota; Fungi; Basidiomycota; Exobasidiomycetes; Ceraceosorales; Ceraceosoraceae
Source: the annotation of a GenBank genome assembly
AUGGAAGAUCGAGCAGCUCGAGAGGCUGCGAGCGGUUAUGGCAACGUCAUUGAUCUUACGGAAGAUGCUACAAGCCACACGUCUCAGGCUGCUCUCGGUCAAUCAACAAGCGAUGUAGGCUUCAGCAUAACUGGCUCGAACGCCACUGUUCCCCUGCGAGGUCCUCCGACGGGCGCACCGACCGCAGCCACCUCUUCGUCCAGCAGCAAUAAGGGCCCCGUGCCGCGGGCAGGUGGCUACAAGCCCACUGCGCAGCCCAGAGUUCAAAUGAUAGAGACGCUGGCACGUACCCCUCUCGUUCCCCAGCAAGCCAAUGGCUCGACUGUGCCAAGAGGUGCGGAAGGAAUAGCAAGUGACGCGCCCAAGCACAGCAGGAUAGAUUUGGCUUCCGAAGCAGCUCGCAGAGCCAUGGAGCACAUUCGAACUCAAGUGUUGGGUCGACCAGCUUCCAACUCUCAGCCUCAAUCAACGCCUUGGUACUCUAUGGGAGAGCCCAGCGCAGCAACAGCGGGGGAGCAGCUGGCUGAGGACGCAUCAGGGCAGCAAAUGACGGCGUCGCAGCGAGACGAAUAUUUGCAGAAGAGCAUCAACGCAAUGAUUGAUCAAGCUACAGAGCUGGGCGACAUCGACAUGAGCCAAGCUGAAGUAAAAGGACUUAAGUGCAAGUUGAUGCCACACCAAGUGCAGGGCCAUAAUUGGCUCAAGCUGAGAGAAGAGGCUGAAUUUGCCGGAGGGAUUUUGGCUGACGACAUGGGCCUUGGCAAAGUGAGUGUGGCGAAAUAUCAAAUUGGUGCAGCUGGUAGCGGGCUUGUUGCAUAUCUUAGCUGAUUGUUCAUUCGCGUGUAGACCGUCCAAAUGCUGGCUCUCGUCGUCUCUGCCCGCGAGGCAGAGCGUGCGAUCAAGCAGGAGGGCAGCAAGACGGUAGAGACAGAGUCUGCAGUCAUCGUGCCGCCCGCAAAAACCAAAGCUGUGCAAGUCAAAAGCACCAUCAAGGGUGUCAAGACUUCGCAUGAGCUUGCAAUGGCAGAGGCAAAAAAUUCUCGCUCGACUCUGAUCGUUGCGCCCUUGGCGGUGGUCAAGCAGUGGGAGAGCGAAGCGAAGGAGAAAACGGAAGGCCUGCGCACCUUGAUCCAUCACGGCCCAAGCAGAACGAAACGUGAGUACACAGCGACGUGCCACGUUUCACGUGCGUUGAGGCUGUGCUGAUCCUGUGUGCCAUACCAGACGCCAUCGACUUCGCUGGGUACGACAUCGUCGUAAGUAACACAGAUGACAACGUCUACGUGAAUGGUUCGACUGAUGAGCCUUACGCCUUGCAGAUAACGACGUACACGACGAUGGGCGCCGAAUAUGAAAACUUCGAAGGCAAUGAAGGCAGAGGCAAACCAAAGGCCGUCAAGAAGAAAGGUGGGGCAGCUCAAGAGGCAGCCAACAAAGAUUCGGACUCUACCGAAUCAGCCUCAUCAAGCUCAGCUAGCGAUUCUGAGGACGAUGGUCGUGCGCCACGCAAGAACGCUGCCAAACCGCGCAAGGCGCCUGGCGCUAGGUCGGUAAAGAAAGCAGCUCCGUUGUUCUACCACACUUGGCGACGCAUCGUCCUCGACGAGGCGCAGCAUAUCAAGAAUCGUAACGCGAGAUGCAGCAAAGCCGCCUUCCAGCUGUCCACGCGGGCGCACUCCAAGUGGGCCUUGACCGGGACACCCAUCCAGAACGAUGCCUACGAAAUGUUCAGCCUCAUUCACUUCUUACAGAUCCCGCCUUUCGAUAAUUUUCAGCAUUUCAAAGAAAAGAUUGGCGAGCCUGUCAAGAGCUCAAAUCAGAACCGAGUCAAUUGGGGGAUCAAGAGACUGCAAGUCGUACUGCAGACCAUUAUGCUGAGGCGCACAAAGGAUGUCGCGGGUCUGGACGGCAAACCCAUCAUACCGCUUCCUGAUCGUCACAUCGAUGUCAUCAGCAGCAGCUUUGAUGACGAAGAAGAGCAGAAAUUCUAUCAGAGAUUGCAGGCCAAGAUGAAAGACGACUUCAGCGAAGACAAUCAGGCGAGUGAUGCAAAGUUCGAUCACAUGGGUGCUCUAGUAGCUCUACUGCGUCUGAGACAAGGUACGUCAUGGAACAGAAAUGCAGAAGACGAGACAAGGAGAAUCCGAAUUUACGCCGUUUGACCCUUGACCUGGCGCGACAGCCUGCAACCACCCAGCUCUGUGUUCGAAGAAGGUCGCGGCCGACGCAGUGCAGCCCGCGCCAACCGCAAAGGAUGCUGGCCAGGGCGAAGAAAGCGAAGCAGAAGAUGCAGAUGCUCUUGCCGAUCUCAUGUCGGGCCUGGCAGUGGAACGUAAAUGUGAAAUGUGUCGCGAGACGCUGCUGCCUGGUGCCUCUUCUGGGAAGCUCUGUGGUGCUUGUGAUGAUGCUGUAAAGGAACAGCAAAGGCGCGGGGUCACGUGGACCGAGGGCGGCGUCGGCAGCACCAAAAUCAGAAUGAUGCUCGGCAUACUGGACAACAUCAAGCGCUCCACCUCUGCGACCGGGACUGAGAAAACCAUCAUCUUCAGCCAGGUGCGCAUAAGCAUGGGCGCUCUUGUGCGCUAUACGCUCUGCUUAUCACUUCUUCGAUUCUGUGCUGGUACAGUUCACGUCUUUUCUGGACCUAGUGGAACCCUUCUUGAAGCAAAACAGGCACAAGUUUGUGCGGUACGAUGGGUCUAUGAAACCGGCCGAACGCGAAGGCAAUCUGCAUAGCUUGAAGACGGACCCUACCGUCACUGUCGCUCUCAUCUCCUUCAAAGCGGGCUCUACAGGUCUGAACUUGACAUGCUGCAACCAUGUGGUCCUUUGCGACUUGUGGUGGAAUCCUGCGCUAGAGAGUGAGUGCCAAGUCUUGGUCGUGAUGAAAGGGAAGCUGACGCCGAAUCGCAUCUUGCUCCCUUACCGGCCUGGUGCAGUGCAAGCGUUCGACCGAGCGUGGCGCUUUGGCCAGACGAAGGACGUCAAAGUGUACAAGCUGGUCAUCAAGGACACGGUCGAGCAACGCAUCUUGGUGCUGCAAGAUGCAAAGAGACAGAUUAGCUCGGCCGCACUGGAGGGUUCCAAACUGAAGAAAGGGGGCAACAAGCUCAGCAGGAAGGAACUGUUCUACCUCUUCAGUGGGAGCGAUGUCGCGUGA